This is a messenger RNA of Diuraphis noxia (Russian wheat aphid), 461 nucleotides long. RefSeq names its product sulfiredoxin (gene Srx). Gene Ontology annotation, cellular component: cytoplasm. The record is from RefSeq and is a predicted model, not a curated record. Gene Ontology annotation, molecular function: sulfiredoxin activity. Gene Ontology annotation, biological process: cellular response to oxidative stress. NCBI's taxonomy places the organism in Eukaryota, Metazoa, Arthropoda, Insecta, Hemiptera, Aphididae.
AGUGGGAUUUAUUACAUAAGAAUAUGCAAUAGGCAUUAGUAAUUAGAACUUGGAAGUGACAAUAAUUUGAUAUAAUUUAUAGAAGCUGAGUGCAGUGCAAAUUAGUUACAUAAUAACUAUACCACUAUUUGUUUAUUUUUUUUAUUUUAUUUAAUAAUGGUGUAGUAUUUUGGUCUAUUAUCCACAGUCCACAUGUUAUGAAUCAAUUUAAAAGAUUUGUAGUGUCCAGGUCAAAUAUAAUUACGGAAAUUAUGAACAAAAGGUGUACUAGUGUCCACUCAGCUGGAAUUGAACAAAUUCAUGAAAUGCCUCUAAAUGAAAUCAUAAGACCAAUUCCACCACAAGUGGAUGAAGAAAAGGUUAAGAGUUUAAUGGAUACUUUGUCUGAUCCAGAUUGCGCAGAUUCAGUACCACCGAUAGAUGUGUUAUGGAUAAUAGGAAGAGAGGGUGGUAAUUAUUUU